Messenger RNA from Mugil cephalus (flathead mullet), 6013 nucleotides. It is a transcript of the gene gucy2d, whose product is annotated as guanylate cyclase 2D, retinal. The coding region runs from base 597 to 4064 and encodes 1155 amino acids. The transcript has 19 exons. Gene Ontology annotation, biological process: protein phosphorylation; receptor guanylyl cyclase signaling pathway; cGMP biosynthetic process. Gene Ontology annotation, molecular function: peptide receptor activity; guanylate cyclase activity; protein kinase activity. The record is from RefSeq and is a predicted model, not a curated record. Lineage: Eukaryota; Metazoa; Chordata; Actinopteri; Mugiliformes; Mugilidae.
GCUUGCCAUUCCUGCCUACUCCAACCUUGUUAGCUCUACCCAGUUCUCUGCCAGUCUAUUUUUUACCAAUCCAAAUUCUGGAUCAGGCUUCUUCUCACGCAUUGUCUCAUUGCUCUGUGGUUUGGGGUGAGUCCCAGUCCAAGAUAGGAACGACAAAAUCAAGACUGACCGUCCAGAAAUGUGGAGAUUUUUUUAUUUUCAACAUUGUCUUUCGGGAGCUUGGAAGAAAGAGGAGAUAAUGCAGUUUUUCAUUUCAAUUUUGUGACUCUUGGAUUACCCAUGGUAUAUUUUCACAAUAAAAGACCAAAGAUAACCACUCCUGCUGUGUACUUCAGUAUUCUUAAUCCACCGGGAGGUUGCCGGGUGCCAUUCAGCAACAGACUCCAAUACCAACUGGGAUAUGUAGAAAAACUACUCCAGGUCAGAAUGGUCUUCUCUUCUUGAUGGCUUGGGCCCAACGCGUCACUUGUCCAACUUUGGACUAAAGGCCUCCAGUGUCCUGAGGGAGACAGUCUCAUUAACAAAGACACUCUUACGCUGUUUACCAUAAACUCUCCACUUUGGUAUCUGAAGCAAUUAAAUAGCUGUGGAAUAAAAUGACAAAUCACAGUGACCCACGCUGUCUGCACAACCUCUCCUACCACCCACGAUGGCAACACAACUCCAUAAAAGUCAAGAGAAAAAGACAUUUACGGACAGUAGUCACUAACAGUUUUAAUGGGUGCAGUGAGUUUGACUCAUUAUCAAUAUCACCACUGUCUUCAAGAUCAUCUAAACCACAGUUGUCACCAUCCACCACACAGUGCACCAGAAGUUGGUGGGAGAACUGGUUUCUUCUGUUCUUACUUAUGUUCUCAUUUCUCCCCUGUCAAACAUGGGCAACCACUUUCAAAGUGGCUCUGGUUGGUCCUUGGACGUGUGACCUAUUAUACUCUAAAGCUCUCCCUGACUUAGCAGCCCGCCUCGCCACCUCGCGCAUAAACAAGGACCCCUACCUCAACAAAGGCUACUGGUAUGACUACACGCUAAUCAAUGAGGACUGCAAGUCAUCUCGUGCCCUUGCUCGUUUUGGUGAUCUGGAGGGUUAUGGUUCUGCUUUCCUGGGCCCAGCCAACCCAGCUUACUGUUCUGCAGCUGCUUUGUACACAAAAGAGUGGGAUGUUGGGAUGCUCUCCUGGAGUUGCCUCAAGCCCAACAUGAAAAAAGGAAAGAUGUAUCCUACCUUCCUUAGGCCGCUGCCACUGUCCUCCCAUGUACUUUUUACUGUGUUGCGGUACUUUCGUUGGGCCCAUGUGGCCAUAAUCUCCGAGGACACAGACAUUUGGGAAGCAACAGGGAAGGAGCUGGCCUCUUCACUGAGAGCCCUUGGCCUCCCUGUCACCCCUGUUGUGACCAUGGAGAGCGUCAAGGAAGGACCUCGCAAGGCUCUAAUGAAAGUACGCGAAACAGACCGGGUCAGAGUGAUAAUCAUGUGCAUGCCCUCUGUCCUGAUUGGUGGCCAAGCCCAGUACCAACUUUUGACAACAGCCUUGACCAUGCGUAUGAUUGACCGUGGCUACGUGUUCAUUCCCUAUGACACCCUUCUGUAUUCACUACCGUACAAAGACACAUCCUACUACCAGCUAGGUAAUGAUACCAAGCUGCGGAAAGCCUAUGAUGGGGUUCUGACCAUAACUAUGGAUUCUGGAGAGCGCAAUUUCUACGAGGCCUUCAAAGAUGCCCAGGACAGCUAUGAAAUACGCAGCAACACUCCACCAGAGCAGGUUUCUCCAUUCUUUGGCACCAUCUAUAACAUGUUAUACUAUACGGCAAUGGCUGUUGAGCAGGCCCGCGCCAGCAGCGGCCGCUGGGUAACUGGAGAGAUCCUGGGCGAAAGUGAGGGUGGCUUUGAAUUUGAAGGCUUCAAUCAGCACUUGGGGGCUGGCAAGAAUGAUGAAGGCAUGCAGGCUAGCUAUGUAGUCCUGGACUACAGCGGAAUGGGCAACUCGAUGUACUCAACUCAUUCUCUUCAGGCUGCACAUACAGAUGGCAAGACUGGAGGCUUGAAAUAUCUUGGCCGUUCGAUCCAUUUUGCAGGCAGCACUCCCUACAAAGACUCAAGUUGCUGGUUUAGCCCGUAUUUUGCCUGUAGUGGAGGCAUAGAUUCAGUCACGUUAUUCUUUCUUCUGCUUGUGUUCACUGCAUUAUGUGGAAGUGGACUGGGUGUCUUCAUUCAAUUCAAGAAAAGUGGUAGAGUUGGCUUCAGCUUUGGAGGGGGUGGUGGUAAUGGUGGGUCGUCAAAGGUAGUCCUGACCCUCGAUGAUCUGAUUUUCAUCAAUACUCAAGUCAGCAAACGGAAGCUAAAUGAUGAUAGCAUCAUGAAAAGCCAGGCGGAUAUGAAGACACCUCACCACUCGGUGUCGGGUCGCAGCUACUUAGCUUCUACACCAGACAGCUCAAAUGUCGCUGUGUUUGAGGGUGACUGGGUUUGGCUGAAGAAGUGUCCAAAUGGAUCAGUAUCAAGUGUCAAUAGCAACACUGAGGAUUUCUUUGUCAAGCUGAGAGACAUGAGGCAUGAAAACCUCAAUCUGUUCCUGGGGCUGUUUUUAGACUCUGGGAUCUUUGGUGUGGUGACCGAACACUGCUCCAGGGGAAGCUUGGAGGAUUUGCUCAGCAAUGAUGAAGUGCGUCUUGAUUGGAUGUUCAAGUCUUCCUUGUUAAUGGAUUUGAUCCGGGGAAUGAAAUACCUACACAAUCGUGAUAUCACCCACGGGCGACUCAAGUCCCGGAACUGUGUGGUAGAUGGACGCUUUGUGCUGAAGUUGACAGAUUAUGCUUUCAAUGACAUCUUGAUUGCACAGAACAUUGACAUGGGCGAGGAAAAGCCAGAGGAUUUGUACUGGACUGCUCCUGAGCUGCUGCGGAGUUCCAGUCUGAGGAAGAAGGGCACUUUCUCCGGGGAUGUCUACAGUUUUGCCAUCAUUGUGCAGGAGGUUAUCUCUCGCUCACCACCUUACUGCAUGAUGGACAUGCCUGCAAAGGAGAUCAUCAGCAAGAUCAGAGAUCCUCCUCCUUUGUGUCGACCUGUCGUGUCAGUGGACGAGGCCCCGCUGGAUGUGAUACAGGUUAUGAAACAGGCCUGGAGUGAAGAGGCAGAGAAGAGGCCAACCUUUGAGGAGAUCUUUAAGCAGUUCAAAAACAUCACCAAGGGAAAGAAGACCAAUAUCAUCGAUUCUAUGCUGAGGAUGUUGGAACAGUACUCCUCCAACUUGGAGGAUCUGAUCAGAGAGAGAACGGAGGAGUUGGAGGUGGAGAGACAGAAAACUGACAAGCUGGUGGCUCAGAUGUUGCCCAAGUCUGUGGCCCAGGCACUGAAGACGGGCAAGCCUGUGAAACCGGAGCAUUUCAGUGAGGUCACGCUGUACUUUAGUGACAUUGUGGGUUUCACCACCAUCUCAGCUCUCAGCGAGCCUAUCGAGGUGGUCGACUUACUCAAUGACCUGUACACGUGCUUUGAUGCUAUCAUUGGUCUGCAUGAUGUCUACAAGGUGGAAACUAUUGGAGACGCCUACAUGGUAGCCUCAGGAGUCCCCACCAGGAACGGCAACCGACACGCAGCUGAAAUGGCCAACAUGUCUCUUGACAUCCUUCACUGCAUUGGGACGUUCAAAAUGAGGCACAUGCCUGAGUUAAAAGUCAGGAUCCGUAUCGGCCUGCACUCUGGCCCAGUGGUAGCAGGAGUAGUCGGCCUUACGAUGCCUCGGUACUGCCUGUUUGGAGACACUGUCAACACAGCAUCUCGAAUGGAGUCCACAGGGUUGCCUUACAGAAUCCAUGUCAACCAAAGCACAGUUGAUAUCCUGAAUAGCCUAAAGCUUGGAUACAAAAUCGAUGUCAGAGGCAUGACAGAGUUAAAGGGAAAAGGUAUUGAGAACACUUAUUGGUUGGUGGGGAAGGAAGAUUUCGACAAGCCUCUGCCUAUUCCUCCAGACAUCCACGGGGGAAGCAAUCAUGGAAUCAGUUUAGAGGAGAUACCUCCAGACAGAAGACAAAAGUUCCUGGAUCGACAAAAGAAGAUGAACUAACCUGUGGUUUGUCACGGAUGUCCAAGAUUACUGAUGUCCAUUACCGUAACAGACAAAUAUAGACACAUGUGAAUGAAAAGAAGAAUACACAAUACAGAAUACAGAAACUUGGGAAUUCACACUUUUAUGGGUUCACAGAAAUCAUUUCUAGACUCAAAUAUUUGUUCUUGCAUAUUAUCAUUUACUUCAUAGGUUUAGCACAUCGAUGCCACAAUAAACCCAGGGCUCCAAGAUGCAAAAAUGUGCCAGGCAACUGUCCACACUGUGCCUGUGCAUCAGUUGUUUUUAUAAGAGUAGAGGGACACUGCUUAACAUGCAUACUAAGGUUGAAUUACAGCUCAGAAAUGUAUUGGUUUUUAUUGGAUCACAGUGUCACAUGUAGUGAUGGUGUGCUCCAUGUACUCUAUGUAUUUGUGCUUUCUAAAGAUAUCGACACCCCAGUGGUGGGUACUAGUGCUGCUUUUCAUCUGUUUCUCUACUAGAUUCACUUUAGAAGCAUUAAUAACAGCACAGCAUGAACAGAUGUGUACAUUUUAUAGUCAAUUUUCAACUAGAAAGCCCCAGACAGGUCGGUCAGGCUUUGGAGCUCAAAUCAGGGAUAGCUUUUGUGGCAACGGUACUUUUCACACAUUUAAUGAAUAUUAUCCAAAAACUGUCAGUAUGUUGAAGCAUCAAGUCUGUUUAUUUAACAUUUCAUUCAUUUGUUAAUAGUGGUGUUUCUCGUCACUGGCUCUUUUAACGUGUUAUUCCAUGAAAAGUCGGUGGACUUUAUCGCUUUUUUAAACUUACUCUUUCAGUUAUUACAUAAAAGAAUGUGCUCUAAAAUAUAGUUUUCAGUCCUGUUUUAAUGAUAAAAAUACAGACUGAAAAUUCACCCUGGGCAAAAAUCAUCUCCAAAGCUGGGAAACCUUUAAUGAUGAAUAAUUCUCAGAAAAGUCCAUGUGUCUAACAUCAUAUUGUUAAUUGUCAUGUCCGUGCUUCUCUCUCUUAUGGUGUUAUGAUACUACAUACAGCGUGCAUGGCUGAAUGUGCUGUGGGUUCAACAUGAUCUUAACAGGACAGCAACAGAAAGACCCUCCUUAGUACAGUAGGUCUGUCACUUAUGCACAAAGCGCUGGAGCUAACUGACUGAGAUGAUCAUCUCCAAUUACGUGCUUCAGCAGAUUGAGCCUUUUCAUGUGUAUCGCCAUCUUGUGUCAGCCAAUAACUUCUGUUUGGAUCAACAAUCAGCUGCUUAAUCUGAAGGCCCACUGAGAAUAAGUGUUCACCUCCGUCCUAAUUGUAUGGAUCAUAAGGGGGAAGCAUACAAAUAAAAAAGAGGAGGUCUUAGUCUCUCCUAUUCGGCUUGGUGAAGUGUAUAUAGUGUACAUUUGUACAUAUGACUUAAUCUGUAUCCUGUAGGGUUAGGGAGUUGUUUUUUUCUGCAUGGUUCCUAAACCCCCCCUGACACAAAAUGAGAUCUCAACAAAACAUGAGGUUUUAAUUACAGUACAUUCAAAAAGCAACAAGUCACAUUGUCCCCUCACUUGACUGGCUAAUUGUCUGCCACCGAAGCAAAGGCAAACAUUUCCUUCGCAGCUUGCUGCUGACCACGUUUGAACAUAAACUCACAGUAGCUCAGUGAAUAAAGCAAUAAAAAUGAAGACAUCUGACGACUUGAUUAUCAGGUUGCUCGAGGUGUAGUUUUUAGCAGCAGUGCUGUUUUCUCAACCAUAACUGAACCCCCGAAAGAAGAAGAAAUGCCGUGCUCUGAAUCAAGGUUUUUUUUUUUUUAUGGAUGUGGAUGGGCUAAAGAACAAAAUGAGUAAUUCAGUUGUAUAGAUGAGACCUGCUUUUCUAGAUUUUUAAUCUGUUUGCCAAAUAGAUACAUAUCGUCAAAACUGACCAAACUGUCCAUUUUUGAAAGUGAUCUCAAUGUGUUUCUGUAAAUAAAUUAUGGUUUUAGUGAA